Messenger RNA from Callithrix jacchus (white-tufted-ear marmoset), 3601 nucleotides. It is a transcript of the gene RCSD1, whose product is annotated as RCSD domain containing 1. Gene Ontology annotation, molecular function: actin filament binding; phosphatidylinositol phosphate binding; retromer complex binding. Lineage: Eukaryota; Metazoa; Chordata; Mammalia; Primates; Cebidae. Gene Ontology annotation, biological process: skeletal muscle contraction; retrograde transport, endosome to Golgi; protein localization to endosome. Gene Ontology annotation, cellular component: early endosome; WASH complex. The record is from RefSeq and is a predicted model, not a curated record.
GAAAAACUUUAUGUGGAUUCCUCAUUUUUCUCGUCAUACACAGGUGAUAAAUAGAUAGAUGGACAGAUAGUGGUUUCCUGGAAGGCGGAGAGGAAAAGAGGUGUGAAGGGAAAGGUGGUCCCUGUCCGCGCCACGCUGAGCGCUGAAGCCUCUGUCUGAAGGGCUCCUCUUUUGGGAGAACGUAGACGCCUUCCAGCAGGGAGGGUCCUCGAACUCCACCCAAGAACUGCAGGGGAACCAGGUAUGACAGUAAUGCAAUUGUAAAAAGAGGCAGCGGAAGAAGGAAAGCAGGAAGGAUGGACAAAGAAGAAGGAAAUCGAAAAGAGGGGAAAUAAAAAGAAUUAAAGGACCACUCAUUCUUGGCGGGGAGGGGAAAAAAAGAAGACCCAUUAAGGGAGCGAAAGGUUGAGAAGGACUGAGACCGUGGCAAAGCCCAGAGUCCUGAGAAACUUCGCGAGAAAGAGGGGCCCUGCGGCUGCCCAUCCCCAUGUUUGGGCACAUGGAGUUGUGGCUCCUGCUCUUGAGUCCUGCCCUGGGAGGGACAGUAUCUGUUUAGAUUUGCGUCUAAAUUUAAACCCUGAUCGUCGGCCUCCCUCCCCGCUCCCCACCCUCCCCUCUCCUCCCUCCCUCCUCCUCCUUCCUCGUUCUCUCGCGCAGGGCCCCCGCGGCCGGGGCAGUCCCGCAGCCUAGCGCAGCCGGGCGCGCGCCGCCGCCCACUCGCCCUGUGCCAGCCGCAGCCCAAACCUGGCCCCGGCCGGGAGCCGAGAGGACAGCGGGGAUCGCGAGCUCCUGCCCGAGCGAGCGGGCGCGUCAGCAGCAGAGUCGGCACCUGAAGGACAUGGAGGAAAGACCGACAGAGACCAAUGCCAAUGUGGACAACUCAGCAUCCCUUUCGGUGGCCCAGCUGGCCGGGCGGUUUAGGGAGCAGGCGGCUGCUGCCAAGGAGACACCAGCCAAUAAACCGACCCGAAGGAAACCGCCCUGUUCCCUCCCCCUGUUCCCCCCCAAGGUAGAGCUGGGCCAGAAUGGUGAGGAGAAGUCACCGCCCAGUGCGAGCCACCCUCCUAAAUUCAAGGUCAAGAGCUCGCCUCUGAUUGAGAAGCUUCAGGCCAAUUUAACCUUUGACCCGACUGCUCUGCUGCCUGGAGCCUCACCCAAGAGUCCCGGACUCAAGGCCAUGGUGUCACCAUUUCACAGCCCACCUUCUACCCCCAGCAGCCCUGGCGUGCGAUCUCGGCCCAGUGAGGCAGAGGAGGUGCCCGUCAGCUUCGACCAGCCCCCUGAAGGCAGUCAUCUGCCCUGCUACAACAAGGUGCGGACGAGGGGUUCAAUCAAAAGGCGCCCUCCCUCCAGGCGAUUCCGAAGAUCACAGUCGGACUGUGGGGACCUUGGAGAUUUCAGGGCGGCAGAGUCAUCUCAGGAGAAUGGUGCUAAGGAAGAAGAUGGGGAGGAGGUGUUCCCAUCCAAGAUCAAGGCCCCAGGAUCUUCUCGGUCCAGCGAGGGGACAGGGGGAGAGGGAGUGAGAACCCUGGAGCCCGCUGAAAAGCCUCCUCUGAGGAGGUCACCCAGCAGGACAGAGAAGCAGGAGGAGGACAGGGCCACAGAGGAAGCCAAGCACAGUGAGAAGGCCAGGCGGAGUUCAGAGGAGGUGGACGGCCAGCACCCAGCCCAGGAGGAGGCCCCAGAAGCACCCCAGACCUCUGGCCCGGAGGCAGAGAAUAGAUGUGGGAGCCCCAGGGAGGAAAAGCCAGCUGGAGAGGAAGCACAGAUGGAAAAGGCUACAGAAGUGAAGGGGGAGAGGGUGCAAAAUGAAGAGGCGGGACCCGGACAUCAGAGCCAAGACACAAAGAAGCCAGAGGAAGGAGCUGCAGGGAAGGAGACCUCCCUUAGUCCCCCUGGAGGAGUGAAGGGUGGCGAUAUCCCCAAGCAGGAAAAAGGCAAGGAAAAACAACAGGAGGGGGCAGGGCUCGAGCCAGGUUGCAGCCCCCAGAUCGGCCCUGCCCCACAGGAGACUGGCGGUGAGAUCCAGAGCGGGCAAGUAGUCCUCAAGCCAGAGGAUGACACUCCUGUCCAGGACACUAAAAUGUGAACAGCUCAUUGUGCCCCAGUGAUGAAGUUGCUGGACACAUCUCUUUGCAAGUAGCAGCAACAGUCAUAGGAGCAGCAGACAAAGGCAUUGCAGAGGUAGAAUACGCUGAGUAUCUGGAGUCAGCCUGAAGACACAGGGUGGAUUAUUUCCUGGCCUCCACACCGAAUGUUUCCUCACAAAUAGAGACUGCAUCUGAGGGCAGCAGACUUUUAUCAGCUUGAGUUUAUGUCAUUUGAUGGACUUAGUUAAACAACAACUUAUUUAAAACAGUUUACUGUGGCAACAAGUCCCCAGGGGCACUGGUCAGCCCGUGGGGCACUGGAUGCUAUCCACACCCACCUAUCCCUGCAGCCGACCUCCAAACUGAGCUCUGAGUUCGCUUAUCAGAUUUUGCUUGGGUAGAGUUUCUUUUUAUUGUUCCAAAGUUUUUACAGUUCUCAAAUAUCAGUUAAAGCCCAAUUUUAGGUGGCUAUAAACAUAAAAUAUGAAUUAUAAGUAAGUUAUAGAAGUCCCUAAAUUGUAUCAAAACCCUAGAGACAACUUUUCAGCUUGGUCCAAAUUUGAACUGGCCAACCAGUCUUUAAAACAUUAGACUAGAAGAGAUAAUGAUUGAAACAUUUUAAAAAAGGAAAAAGUGUCUGCUUUUCCUGCCCUGUGGCUUUCCAGUUGGUGACCCCCAUGGGAGAUUGCUGGCUCAGCUCCCUCCCUUCUCCUACCCUUGAGAUUGUGGAGGACUCCCAUGGAGAGGCAGAAUGGCAGGAGGUUUCCUGCUGGCAUUGCAUCUCCUCCUGAAAGCAAAGCAGUGAUACUGAAGGAUGCUGGCUCUCGGAUGGAUCCUGUGAGGAUGCAUUUGCAUUUCCAGAAUCCUUGAGCGUGGAUUAGAUGUUUCCUGGGGGGUGCCUUGAGUGCCAUGAUGUGCAAGCUACAUAAUUAAAUCAUUUUUCUUAGUUUCCCUGGGAAGCUUUUCUUGACUCACAGCCCAGAUUGCUCUCCCCAACACAGAAGGAGUGAGUUGGAGUCUUUAGUCUCUUCUUAUUGGGUAGCUCUUGCUUUAAUAUUCUGUUUGGAAAUGUAGGGCGUUCUUCGAGGGACAGGGUCCUGACUACCCAGUCUUUGACUUACAUCCUCUCCCUUCUUCAUGCACACCUGUGUAUUAAUCCAAAUACACAUUUAAACUUGCGGCUGAUCGUUGUUCUGAUUUGAGUAUUUGAAUGUCUCAAUGUGCUGAUUUGGUAGUUGGAAGGAUUGUUUUCCUGGAGGUCUGUUAGACUACACCCCACACUGACUUCAGAAAACAGUCUCUCACACAAAAAGGCCUUAUGUCGCCACCGGUACCUCAAUUUCCUCCUCCCAUUUACAGUUUUUCUAACUCCAGGGUAGUGUUUAGUGUUCACAUUUGGGAUGUAUUUCUUGUCAAAAUUAUUUUUAAAUAGUUUGUAAUUUGUAACAAACUUGUAACCUGGUUGAGACUGAUAUUGUCGUAGUUAUGAUAAACUUUGGAUAUUAGCAGAA